This is a messenger RNA of Trypanosoma rangeli, 504 nucleotides long. RefSeq names its product eukaryotic translation initiation factor 1A. Gene Ontology annotation, biological process: translational initiation. Lineage: Eukaryota; Euglenozoa; Kinetoplastea; Trypanosomatida; Trypanosomatidae. Gene Ontology annotation, molecular function: RNA binding; translation initiation factor activity. The transcript has a single exon. Gene Ontology annotation, cellular component: cytoplasm. Bases 1 to 504 code for a protein of 167 amino acids. The record is from RefSeq and is a predicted model, not a curated record.
AUGGGAAAGGGAGGCAAGUCCUUCAAGGCGGGCAAUGCCAAGGGGAUCAUGCAGAACCAGAAGCGCGACAUUCUCUACGCCGAUCCCCAGGAGGAGGAGGAGUACGCGCAGGUGAAGAAGGCGUUAGGCAACCUGAGGCUUGAGCUCCAGCUGGCGGACGGUAGCAAGGCGAUAGGCGCCAUUCGUGGGACCAUGGUGCGAAAAGUGUGGAUUGCGCAGGGCGAUGUUGUUUUAGUCUCGAAGCGCGCCUUCAACAAGAACGACAUUGUCGACGUCAUCCACCGCUACAACCCCGCCGAGGUGCGCUGCCUCGUGAAAGACGAGGUGAUUCCGCGCGACUUCCGAUCCAGUGACGAGCGAGACGCCAAAAACGCUCACUCCGACUACGUCUUCGUGGCCGACAACGACGAUGACGAGGGGGCCGACAAUGAUGACGGCGAGAACGUCAUUGACCGCAACAAGGUGGUUCUGGACGACCCUCUGGCCACCUUCGACGACUUGUAG